GCGGCGUUGCGCACUGCGCAGACCGAAAUGCAUGCGCAUACAACACCGAAGUACCGCGAGAGUGCGUCGGAUGAAAGGAAAUUACGUACGUUGAAAAGCAUAAACAAACAAACGAAACUUCAUACAAUGUUUCUCUUUUAUUAGAUUCUUUAACAGUCAUGUUAUAUUUUGCGCUAUGGUUGUCGAAUUGUAUUAUAAAUGAGGCGCAUGCAGUAAGUCACAGUAUAUUCACGCACGUGUGUUUUUAUCAUGGAGAUCUUCGGCAGCACGUUUGAUGAUUCUGUGUUUGAAGAAUCGCGGAACAGAGUCGCAGCAGUUCUGCCCACAUACGAGCCUAAACUCUGCGAACCUGAGUGGUUUUGUCAAGAUGGACAUAUCGAAGAUGCAUUAGAGGAGCAAAAAACCCUUAAGUUCAGAGGAGACUUGGCCUACAGGAGGAAACAGUAUCAGGUGGCUCUGGAUGAAUACAUGUCCUGCCUCACUCUGCUACCUGCUGGAAACACGUCAGUGAAGCGAGAUGUUUUGGAAGGGAUUGCUCGAUGUUGCUGUCAUCUGGGACGAAAAGAAGACGCUCUUAGCGCCUGCGAGAAACUGAGGUUAGAGAUUUCCAACACCUGCCACCUCACCUGCGUGCUACAGCUGGAGUGGAGUAUUCAUGAACACCAUCGAGAUCUGACAAACAGCAUCUCCAGCCUGCAGCAGCUGUGCUGUCUUCAUCCCUAUCAUUCCGGGUACUGGCUGAAUCUAGCCAUGAGUUAUCAAAGACUUCUGGAGUCUGAACGCUGCCUGGAGAAACAAUGUGAAGAUCAGAUGCAGACAAAUAACAUUUUAAACCUGAAGACCAUCAUGUGUUUUAUUAGAACAAGGUUGUUAAUUGAAAUCCUGAGGAUUCAGCAGUUCUCAUUCGUGCUGGAGAACAGCCAGAAGGUUUUACAAGAGGUUGAGGAAGCUCUACAGGUUCUGCAUCCAAACGAGAAAAUGCUCCAAACAGUGUCUGAGGUGAUGUCAGAGGACCUCAAUCCAGAGAAGAUGAGGGAGGAAAACCAAGAUGGAGAAAGUUUAUCAGGUCUUUAUAUUAAAGACUUUGAUGACAGAUGGUGGACCAAAUUUUACACAAAAUUGCAGAAGACAACAACUCUAUCCAUGCACACAAUACCGGUGGACAGAUGAAUAAAUGUAGUGAUUG
Messenger RNA from Triplophysa rosa, 1186 nucleotides. RefSeq lists its product as uncharacterized. Bases 250 to 1170 code for a protein of 306 amino acids. The record is from RefSeq and is a predicted model, not a curated record. The transcript has 6 exons. Gene Ontology annotation, molecular function: protein binding. Lineage: Eukaryota; Metazoa; Chordata; Actinopteri; Cypriniformes; Nemacheilidae.